AUGUCGGUGGAAUUGGAGUACGACUAUGCUGCGGCUACAGCCUCUAUGGACAAGUUCUCUCAAGCCGAUAUCGAUGCCUUGAGAGAGUGGUCCGUGAACGCAGACAAAUCCAAAUACAUUCCCAAAGAUUUGACCAACAAGCAAUUGUUAUUAUUCUACAACGCCUGCUACGGAGAUGUUGAGAAGGCGAAAACUUGCGUUGAGAAGUAUUAUUCGUACAGAAAAAGCGCAUCGGACUUCUUCGACAACCGCAAUGUUAAUUCAGAUGAACUGAAGCCCCUCAUCAAUGACAUUCUGGAAUUCUCAGUGCUGCCAGGCACCUCAGUUGAAGGCUAUGACAUCGUGUUCCAUAGGCUCCAUAACACUGAACCGUCGAAGUAUGAGUUUGAACUUGGUUGCAGACUGCUCUUCAUGACCAUUGAUGCAUACUUAACAAAGCGAGGCCCCCGUCCAGGUGUUAUCUUCCUGUAUGACAUGAGAGGAGUAAAGUUGGGACACUUGACACGUGUUGGAUUGUCAUACCUUCGCAAGUAUUUCCAGUACACCCAAGAAGCGCUGCCGGUCCGAACCAAGGGGAUCCACGUGUUGAACACUGAGCCCAUUGUGGACAAGCUGACUCUGCUCAUCAAACCGUUUAUGGACAAGAAAUUCUUUGAUAUUCUAAAGUUCCACCAAAAGGACGAGAACAUGGAGAAUUUCUACGCUAAAAUAAUUCCUCGCUCAUCACUGCCUUCCGAUUUUGGAGGAACCCUUCCUGACACCAGGACCCUCAAUAAGCAAUGCUUCGAGGAGCUGCAGACCUUAGAAGCUUACUUCAAAGCUGAGGAGAAUCAGAGAUUCUCCGUGUUACCGAACAAGAAAGGAGACAAAGUGGAGGAUUCAUUUAAGAAACUAGACAUAGAUUAA
Molecule: messenger RNA, 906 nt
Organism: Achroia grisella
Lineage: Eukaryota; Metazoa; Arthropoda; Insecta; Lepidoptera; Pyralidae
Product: alpha-tocopherol transfer protein-like
Exons: 5
Coding region: 1-906 (301 amino acids)
Cellular component (GO): membrane
Molecular function (GO): phosphatidylinositol bisphosphate binding
Source: RefSeq, a predicted model, not a curated record